Schistocerca cancellata (South American locust) is the source of this 813-nucleotide messenger RNA. RefSeq names its product RNA-binding protein 25-like. Bases 1 to 813 code for a protein of 270 amino acids. Lineage: Eukaryota; Metazoa; Arthropoda; Insecta; Orthoptera; Acrididae. The transcript is spliced from 2 exons. The record is from RefSeq and is a predicted model, not a curated record.
AUGGAGAGAACGGUAGACGAUGAUGGUGUGCGUGACGUAUCGUCACAGCAAUCAUCGUCACAGCAAGCGGGAGAAAAUUUGAUGGUUGAAAUGAUGAGAAUUUUUUUUCAAGAAAGAGAACAGGAGAAACUGGAAAGGGAAGCUUAUAAAUUACAAGAACAACGUGAUAGAGAACAGGAGAAACUGGAAAGGGAAGCUUAUAAAUUACAAAAACAACGUGAUAGAGAACAGGAGAAACGGGAAAGGGAAGCUUAUAAAUUACAAAAACAACGAGAUAGACAAGAAAGGGAACAAAAAGAAAGGGAAAAGGAACGGGAGACAGAGCGAAAAUGGUUUGACCUGAAUACCAUGAUUGGUACAAUGCAAAAUAGGUUAGAUAAUAUUGAUGCCAACUUAGAGGCAAGAAUAAGGACAGUCACGGUGGAAUAUAUCUCGGAAUUAAGUACUAAAGUUAAUGAAAGGAUAGAAGGUAUUCUGCAGAAGGUAGAUGCAUGUGAGAGCACAGUAGGUAACGUGCACAAAGACAUCAAAGUACAAAUCGAAAGUUUCCAGGCAGUUACAACAGAAGUUUCAAAAAAGUCCGCUGAGGUCGGAGCUAAAGUAAACAAGCUUGCAGACAAUGUCGUCACUCUGCAAGAUGCUUUGGAAGCGGAUUUGUGCGAUAUUGUAAUACUGAAGUCAAGUUAUGCCACGUGGAUGACACUAAAAACGGUGGAGCUGAAGAAUGAACUUGCUCAACUGAUUAUUCCACCUAUUAUCUGUCUUCGUAUCUUUCAUUUCCUUGCACUAUCCUAUUGUAGUUUUCUUCUUUAG